AUGACAAGAGAACCAUACCAUGUAAAAGAAUUUAAGUAUGAUGAGUUCCUUGAUCUGAAGCACCUUGCAGGUGAGAUUAUGAAAAAUAGAACGAAAAAUGAGAAAGGAAAACAAGUUCAAUGGUUGAAGAUAAAGCGGAUAAAAUAUGUUAAAGGGGAGGACAGAAAAACUUAUUUCAACUAUGACAUGAGCGACGAAUUUAACGUAAUGGAUAUUGGAGACAAUCCAUCAACUUUCCAAUUAGAUGGCGCGCAGAAUCACAACUAUUCAACAAGGAAGAAGAAACGACUUACUGAAAAUGAUUUACCUGUAAGUUAUCGAUUUCCAGAUCAAUUAAACUGCCUUUAUAAAGAGCCACUUAAAAUAAGCGCGGCCAAGAAAAAAAGAUCUUUUAAAUCUAUGUAG
Molecule: messenger RNA, 405 nt
Organism: Parnassius apollo (apollo)
Lineage: Eukaryota; Metazoa; Arthropoda; Insecta; Lepidoptera; Papilionidae
Source: the annotation of a GenBank genome assembly